GCCAGGAGCGGGGCCAGGAGCGGGGCAUGGCUGAGCAGCCCGGGGCGCCCGGCCCGCGGCUCCAGCGCGGGGCUGCGGCGGGCGAGGCGCUGCGCUGAGCAAGCCCCGAACCCCCAAAAGCCCCCGAGCCCCCCAAGCCCCCCGGGGUCCCCGGACCCCCCCGGGACCCCCAGACCCGCCGGCAUGGCUCGCUGGAUCCCCACCAAGCGCGAGAAGUACGGGGUCGCCAUCUACAACUAUGAGGCCGUGCAGGACGUGGAGCUGUCCCUGCAGGUGGGGGACACUGUUCACAUCCUGGAGAUGUACGAAGGCUGGUACCGAGGAUACACACUCCGAAAUAAAUCCAAGAAGGGCAUUUUCCCAGAAACUUACAUCCAUUUAAAAGAGGCCAUCGUGAAGGACCGGGGGCAGCACGAGACCGUGAUUCCCAGCGAGCUGCCCCUUGGCCAGGAGCUGACAGCCACGCUGCGGGAGUGGGCAGUGAUCUGGCACAAGCUGUACGUGAACAACAAAACCACGCAGUUCAGGCACGUCCAGCAGCUCACCUACAGCCUGAUAGAGUGGAGAUCCCAAAUCCUCUCCGGGACCCUGCCCAAGGAUGAGCUGGCUGAGCUCAAGAAAAAAGUCACUGCCAAGAUUGACUAUGGCAACAGGAUCCUGGGUCUGGACCUGGUUGUCCGAGAUGACAACGGGAACAUCCUGGACCCAGAUGAGACCAGCACAAUCUCCCUCUUCAAGGCCCAUGAAACUGCAUCCAAGAGGAUUGAUGAGAGGAUCCAGGAGGAGAAGUCUCUGCAGCAGAGUUUGGACCUCCGGGGACAGAAUAUAGUAUCUCUUUAGUAUAUUAUCUCUUUAGUAUGUAAUUUAGUAUAGUAUUAGUGUAAUAUAGUAUAGCUUGAUCAAGCAAUUGUUCAGCCUUCUGAAAUCAUGGAGUCAGAGCACCUUAUUCCCUGGCUGGGGCAUCACCUGUUUCUACUAUACCCUCCCUUCUUCCCUUCCUCCCUCUCUCCUUCUUCCUUCUUUUCCACUCAGCAAGGACAUUGAUGGCAGUUGAUGUGAACUCUUUUUUAGGACUUGAGCAGCUCUGACCUGAUCAGGCCCAGGAUCAGCCUGGUGUGCCAGAUCGUGCGGGUGGGGCACAUGGAGCUGAAGGAUGGCAAGAAGCACACCUGCGGGCUCCGCAGGCCCUUCGGCGUGGCAGUGAUGGACAUCACUGACAUCAUCCACGGGAAGGUGGACGACGAGGAAAAGCAGCAUUUUAUCCCCUUCCAGCAGAUUGCCAUGGAAACCUACAUCAGGCAGCGCCAGCUGAUCAUGUCCCCCCUGAUCACCUCCCAUGUCAUCGGCGAGAACGAGCCCCUCACCUCUGUCUUCAACAAAGUCAUCGCUGCCAAGGAGGUCAACCACAAAGGCCAAGGUCUCUGGGUCUCCCUGAAGCUGCUCCCUGGGGAUCUGGCUCAGGUUCAGAAGGAUUUUUCCCACCUUGUAGACAGAUCCACUGCAGUGGCUCGAAAAAUGGGUUUCCCUGAGAUCAUCCUUCCUGGUGACGUCCGGAAUGACAUCUACGUCACCCUGAUCCAGGGGGAGUUUGACAAAGGCAAGAAGAAAACCCCCAAGAACGUUGAGGUCACCAUGUCUGUGCACGACGAGGACGGAAACCUGCAGGAGAAAGCCAUCCACCCCGGGGCUGGCUACGAGGGAGUCUCGGAGUACAAGUCUGUGGUUUAUUACCAGGUCAAGCAGCCCUGCUGGUACGAGACUGUCAAGGUGGCCAUUGCCAUAGAAGAAGUCAGUCGCUGCCACCUGAGGUUCACGUUCCGUCACCGCUCGUCCCAGGAAUCCAGGGAUAGAUCUGAGAGAGCUUUUGGCAUGGGCUUUGUGAAGCUGAUGAAUGCAGAUGGAACGACGCUGCAGGAUGGCAAACACAAUUUGAUUGUUUACAAGGGUGACAACAAGAAAAUGGAAGAUGCCAAGAGUUAUUUGACUCUGCCUUGCACUAAAACAGAGAUGGAGGAGAAGGAGGCUCCCUCAGGGAAAAACCUGCACCCUCUGGCCAACUUCACCCCCACAAAGGACAGCACAAAGGACAGCUUCCAGAUUGCCACUGUCAUCUGCUCCACCAAACUCACCCAGAAUGUUGACCUGCUGGGUUUGCUGAACUGGCGCUCCAACGCCCACAACAUCGCCCACAACCUCAGGAAGCUCAUGGAGGUGGAAGGAGGAGAAAUUGUGAAGUUUUUGCCAGACACCCUCGAUGCACUUUUCAACAUCAUGAUGGAAAUGUCAGAAAAUGAAACCUAUGAUUUCCUGGUGUUUGAUGCCCUGGUAUUUAUUAUUUCUUUGAUUGGAGACAUCAAGUUCCAGCAUUUCAACGCUGUGCUUGAGACUUACAUUUACAAACACUUCAGUGCAACCCUGGCCUAUGUGAAACUCACCAAAGUCCUGAACUGCUACGUGGGGAAUGCUGAGGACUCCAGCAAGACAGAGCUGCUCUUUGCAGCCCUGAAAGCCCUGAAAUACCUGUUCAGAUUCAUCGUGCAGUCGCGGGUGCUGUACCUGAGUGUUUAUGGGAAGAGUGAGGAUGGGAAUGAAUUCAACGAUGCAAUUCGGCAGCUGUUCCUCUCCUUCAAUGUCCUCAUGGACCGGCCCCUGGAGGAGGCUGUCAAGAUCAAGGGAGCAGCUUUAAAGUAUUUGCCAAGCAUCAUAAAUGAUGUCAAACUGGUAUUUGACCCCGUUGAGCUCAGUGUCCUCUUCAGCAAGUUCAUCCAGAGCAUCCCUGACAACCAGCUGGUCCGGCAGAAGCUGAACUGCCUGACCAAGAUCGUGGAGAGUGACCUGUUCAAGCAGGCUGAGUGCAGAGAUGCCCUCCUGCCCCUGCUCAUCGAUCAGCUGAGUGGGCAGCUGGAUGACAACUCCAGCAAGCCUGACCACGAGGCCAGCUCCCAGCUCCUGAGCAGUGUCCUGGAGGUCCUGGACCGCAAAGAUGUGGGUGCCACUGCUCUGCACAUCCAGCAGAUGAUGGAGCGGCUGCUGCGCCGGAUCAACCGCACGGUGAUCGGGAUGAGCCGCCAGUCCCCACACAUCGGUAUUUUCGUGGCCUGCAUGACAGCCAUCCUGAGGCAGAUGGAUGAUUUCCAUUACAGCCAUUACAUCAACACUUUCAAAACCAGGCAGGACAUCAUUGACUUCCUGAUGGAAACAUUCAUUAUGUUCAAGGAUCUGAUUGGGAAGAACGUGUAUGCAGCUGACUGGAUGGUCAUGAACAUGAUGCAGAGCAGGGUUUUCCUCCGGGCAGUGAACCAAUUCACCUCCGUCCUCAACCGCUUCUUCCUGGAUCAAACUCAUUUUGAGCUCCAGCUCUGGAAUAACUAUUUCCACUUGGCAGUGGCCUUCCUCACUCACGAGUCCCUCCAGCUGGAGACCUUCUCCCAGGCCAAGCGCAACAAAAUCAUCAAGAAGUAUGGGGACAUGAGGAAAGAAAUUGGCUUCAAAAUCAGGGAUAUGUGGUAUAACCUGGGUCCCCACAAAAUAAAAUUCAUCCCAGCAAUGGUGGGGCCAAUCCUGGAGGUGACCCUGGUCCCAGAGCCUGAGCUGAGGAAAGCAACAAUUCCCAUCUUUUUUGACAUGAUGCAAUGUGAAUUCAACUUCAGUGGGAACGGGAACUUCCACAUGUUUGAGAAUGAGCUGAUCACCAGGCUGGACCAGGAGGUGGAGGGGGGCCGAGGGGAUGAGCAGUACAAGGUCCUGCUGGAGAAACUGCUGCUGGAGCACUGCAGGAAGCACAAGUACCUGGCAGCCCCUGGAGAGGUGUUUGCCCUGCUGGUCAGCAGCCUCCUGGAGAACCUGCUGGACUACAGGACCAUCAUGCACGAUGAGAGCAAGGAGAACCGCAUGAGCUGCACUGUCAACGUGCUGAAUUUCUACAAGGAGAAGAAGCGGGAGGACAUUUACAUCAGGUAUCUGUACAAGCUCAGGGACCUGCACACAGACUGUGAGAACUUCACAGAGGCUGCCUACACCCUGCUGCUGCAUGCUGAGCUGCUCCAGUGGUCAGAGAAGCCCUGUGUCCCUCACCUGCUGCAGAGGGACUCCUACUGCGUGUACUCCCAGCAGGAGCUCAAGGAGAAGCUCUACCAGGAGAUCAUCUCCUUCUUCGACAGGGGCAAGAUGUGGGAAAAAGCCAUUCAGCUGAGCAAGGAGCUGGCUGACAUGUAUGAGAACAAGGUCUUUGACUACGAGGGACUUGGUAAUCUCCUGAAAAAAAGAGCAACUUUUUAUGAGAACAUCAUGAAGGCCAUGAGACCUCAGCCCGAGUACUUCGCUGUUGGAUACUAUGGGCAGGGUUUUCCCUCUUUCCUGCGGAAUAAGAUUUUCAUCUACCGUGGCAAAGAGUACGAGCGGAGGGAGGAUUUUAACCUGAAGCUGCUGACCCAGUUCCCCAGUGCUGAGAAGAUGACCAGCACAGCCCCUCCAGCAGAGGAGAUCAAGGCUUCCCCCAAACAGUAUGUGCAGUGCUUCAUUGUGAAGCCUGUGAUGAACCUGCCACCUAAUUAUAAGGAUAAACCUGUUCCUGAACAGAUCUUAAACUACUACAGAGCCAACGAGGUGCAGCAGUUCACUCACUCCAGACCUGUCAGGAAAGGAGAGAAAGAUCCAGACAACGAGUUCGCUAACAUGUGGAUAGAAAGGACAACCUACACCACAGCUUAUUCAUUCCCAGGCAUCCUCAAGUGGUUUGAGGUCAAACAGGUCACAACGGAGGAGAUCAGCCCCCUGGAGAAUGCCAUAGAAACCAUGGAGCUCACCAAUGAGAAGAUCACCAACAUUGUCCAGCAGCACAGCUGGGACCGGAGCCUGCCCGUGCACCCCCUGUCCAUGCUGCUCAACGGCAUCGUGGACCCCGCUGUCAUGGGGGGCUACACCAACUAUGAGAAGGCCUUCUUCACAGAGAAAUAUCUCCAAGAACAUCCUGAAGAUCAAGACAAAAUUGAGCUGCUCAAGCAACAAAUUGCUAUACAGAUGCCUCUCCUGGCAGAGGGGAUCCGGAUCCACGGCGAGAAGCUGACGGAGCAGCUGAAGCCGCUGCACGAGAGGCUCACAGCCUGCUUCAAGGAGCUCAGGAGGAAGGUGGAGAAGCAGUACGGGGUCAUAACUCUGCCCCCGGCGCUGACCGACAGGAAGCCGAGCAGGUCGGGCUCGGUGGUGCUGCCCUACAUCAUGUCCUCCACCCUCAGGAGGCUCUCGGUCACCUCCGUGGCCUCCUCCGUGGCCUCCACCUCGUCCACCUCGUCCGACAGCGCUUCCUCCAGGCCCGGCUCCGACGGAUCCACCCUGGAGCCUCUCUUGGAGAGGAGAAUAUCCACCUCUUCCAGAGCUGAGGAGCUGCCUGUGAAAGAUGAUGGUGACAACAGGAUUAGCAAACUCAAGAGGAAGGAGUGGAGCAUUAGCAAGUCUCAGGUUAUUGUGGAGAAGGAGCCAGAAACAGAACUGACUUCUAAAAUGGGCACGGCAGGGAAGGCACAGAGGCCCAAGAGUCUGCAGCUGGGAGACAACAGGCUGACCCUGCUGCCGGGCUCCUCGCUGCAGCAAUGCACCUGCAGCCCUCCCCCCAUCACCCCCAAGACCCCCCGGACCCAGAGCUCCCCCUCCCUUCAGGCUGAUGGAUUGGCCACACCACCCCCCCCUCCACCCAAAAGCAAACCCUACGAGAGCAGCACCCCCAGGAACUCCGUGGAGGUUGCUCCACCGCUGCCCAGCAGGCGUGAGGCCAAGCCUCCCCCUCCACCCCCCAAAGCCAGGAAAUCCAGCGUGGUGUCCUCGGAGCCGGGGCUGCCCUGAGCGUUUGGGGUCACAGCAACGCCAGCCUGCAGUGG
Messenger RNA from Pyrgilauda ruficollis (rufous-necked snowfinch), 5873 nucleotides. RefSeq names its product dedicator of cytokinesis 5 (gene DOCK5). Gene Ontology annotation, molecular function: guanyl-nucleotide exchange factor activity; GTPase activator activity; small GTPase binding. The record is from RefSeq and is a predicted model, not a curated record. Gene Ontology annotation, cellular component: cytoplasm; plasma membrane. Lineage: Eukaryota; Metazoa; Chordata; Aves; Passeriformes; Passeridae. Gene Ontology annotation, biological process: small GTPase-mediated signal transduction; cell migration.